Messenger RNA from Exophiala spinifera, 1755 nucleotides. RefSeq lists its product as uncharacterized. Bases 1 to 1755 code for a protein of 584 amino acids. The transcript has a single exon. Gene Ontology annotation, molecular function: transcription cis-regulatory region binding; zinc ion binding; DNA-binding transcription factor activity, RNA polymerase II-specific. The record is from RefSeq and is a predicted model, not a curated record. Gene Ontology annotation, biological process: positive regulation of transcription by RNA polymerase II. NCBI's taxonomy places the organism in Eukaryota, Fungi, Ascomycota, Eurotiomycetes, Chaetothyriales, Herpotrichiellaceae. Gene Ontology annotation, cellular component: nucleus.
AUGCAUGCCAGCACCAAGAGUUGGAACGGCUGCUGGACCUGUCGAGUCCGGCACAAGAAAUGUGAUGAGACUUUCCCGCAAUGCCAGACGUGCUCCUCCUUGCUCAUCACCUGCUACUAUACCGAAGAAAAGCCUGAAUGGAUGGACAAUGGUGAGCGUCAGCAGGACAUGGUGAACAGACUGAAACUCGAGGUCAAGGAGAAAGCUUCCAUGCGACGCGCCAUGGGCUACAUACGUGAAGCCGAAGAACGCCAGAAUAACGAUAGCAGAGGGUCACAGUAUCUAUUACCGCAUCGUGGUCCGAACAACAAUGCUCGCAUCACCUCGCAGCAGCAGUCGCAAGCUCCAGCUGAAACCCCUCCCAAACCUCAGCCAAGGAAAGUCUGGCCAGGUUGCGAUGCAGGCUUCAUGUCCUACUACCUCGACUUCUUUUUCCCAUUCCUUUUCCCCUUCUACAGACCGCACAUGCUCGAAGGCGGCCGCUCCUGGCUUCUCGAGUUCCUCAACGAAGCUGAAGGCAUGCAGCAGUCAGCCAUGGCCUUCAGUUCCUACCUGUUUACAAUUGUGCUAGACGCUUCGGAAGCUGGCCACGAGUUCUGUAUCAACAUUAACUGGGAUAAGAUGCUAGCUGAAAUGAGCAAUACUUUUACGGGACUGAAAAAUGAGGUGGCCUUGCUCGGCGAGACUUCGAUGGAUAGUCCGGCGGAGCUCUCACGGGCAGUGCGGAUAUUGGGUGUGAUUACACACCUGCAGCGAUUCGAGAUUGCUACAUCUGGAUUCGCGAACUGCAAGAUGCACCUUGAUGCUGCUGUGCAGGCAUUCAAAACAAUCUUGGGUGCCGAUGUUGCGAAUUCACACCUGGAUGUUGGCUCCAGAUUCUUCCAAAUAAUGGCUCACCUCGGACCGUCACCAUGGCCAAAACCUUACCUAUCAUAUCAAAUCACCAGCCCCGAACAAGUAGCGUUUCGUUUCUUUGCUUCUUUGUUGGUAGCCGAUGAUAUAAUCGCAAGCACGUCACUUGGCGAGGAACCUCGCCUCUAUCAUUAUCACGCCCAGCUUAUGGCGGACGAGCCCGAGAAUCAAUCAGCCGUUGACCUUGAAGUCAUCACAGGAUGUCAAAAUGGUGUCAUGCAGCAGAUUGGUGAGAUCUCAUUUCUGGCGGCUUGGAAGCGACGGCAGAGACGCCAAGAUGAUGCGAUGGCUUUAGAGCUUGCCCGACGAGGGGCUAGCAUCAAAGACCGGCUGGAGGGUCGCCUUGAGUUACUUGAACGUGCCACUGAGCCUGUAUCUCGCGUUCCGAGCGGGAUAACUAGGCUGUUUGCUGGUUGGCAGCAAGAGCCUACAUUCCCAGCUAUGCAAUCACGGCACAUAACGCAGAUCUGGGCCCAUGCCGCCUUGAUAUACGACCUGGUCACAAUCAACGGCUCCUUGGAUCCGACGAAUCCUGAUAUAUGCGCGCAUAUAGUCAAAAUAAUGCAGAUCAUAGAUCAGAAACUCACACCACCGGAGCUACUACGUAUGGUCGCCUGGCCGUUCUGCGUGGCGGGUUGCCUGGCAAAACCGGAGCAGCAGUCCUGGUUCCGUCGCAAGGGUAGGGAUCUGGAGCCACCUGGAUUGUUUGUGACUGUGCGCAAAGCACUGGAGAUUAUGGAGUCUACCUGGGUGAGGAUGGAGGCUCAGGAGUACAGUUCGCUUGGUAACACUAACAUGGCAAGCUGCUUUGCGGCUACUGGUGAGAUAAUAUUCUUGAUAUAG